AUGUGGGAUGGUCGACUUGCAGAAAUACCUAGCAUACAUCAGUGAGUUUCGAAAUUAUUUGUUUUUUUUUAAAAAAAAACAUCAGAUGAUUGGUGAAUGGAAAGAUUGAGUAAAAAAAAUACGAUUAAAACUGUAUCUCUUUUCAACUAAUUAGUUUAUUAACAAGCGAAAUUCACAUUGAACAUUGGGUAGCUACGAAAAGUUCAAUGCUUGAACGUAAAUCAAAACUUUUUUUGCCGAGAGCUAGGCUCCUGAAUGAAGUUCGUGAACGUUUUACGUUCAAAAUAUGAUGAGAAAAUGAAAAAAAACUUUUAAAACGAAGGAAAAAAUGUUUUUGUAAAUAGUCGUAGCAUUUACUGUGUUUUGUGUAGAACACCGAUAUGAACAUUUCUUGCCUACCGUGAAUAAAACAAUUUUUCGCACUAAUAUUGAACAAAACUAAUUUCAGCGGCGACUUAACCCAAGAAAAUUUCUCGAAAAACCUUUUCAAGUACGGAGUCGUAGUUAUAAAUGGGAUUGAGAGCACGGCAGAAGCUACGGAAACUCUGUGCAAACAGUUGAUUCCGGUGCACGAUACCUUUUUCGGUCAAUUUUGGACUUUCAGCAAUGAAGCCAAUGAGGUUUCAAAAACUUAGCGUGAACCGAAAUAUCUUCAGUUACAGAAUGAACCGGUCUAUGAGGAUACAGCUUAUGGAAAUGAAGAAAUUGGCCCACAUACCGAUGGAACUUAUUUCAAUCAAACGCCAGGCAUUCAGGUUGAAACGAAAAAAUGUCUGUAUCAUGUGGGAAUUGCAGGUUUUUCACUGUUUGAAACCAGCUAAAAAUGGAGGCGAGACCAUUUUAGUAGACUCUUUUCAUUGCGCUUCAAUCUUGAAAGAAUCAGACCCAGAAUCUUUCGAAGUGUUGGCUUCAACAAAGGUAGAAACUUGAAAAGUGGUCAUAAAACGGGGUUUAAAUUUGAGAUAGAGCAUCACUAUUUGGAAGGAACACCCAGCGGAUCGGUUCUGAACACAGUGAGCCAUGAAAAGCCUGUCAUCGAGUUGGAUUCUUACCGAAACAUCACACAAAUAAGGCAAGUUUAUUUUUCACUGACCUACCACUAUCAAUUCACUUGAUUUUUCAAAAAUGUGUUCGAAUCAAAAGGGAUCGAGUUUUUUUCCUCAAAAAUUGUUAACUAUCACAGUAUUGGAUGAAAAGAAGAAAACCUCGACUGAAAAUCGAAAUUCUAGUGGUAUCUGAUCCGAAACAUUUCUACAAACUUUUAUCAACUUAAAAAACACUCCAUGUAGAAGUAAGACGUAGAAAGUUAAGUUAAUUAGUUUAACUUCACUAUUAUUUUUCUCAAAUUUACAAAUGCCAAGAGUAACAUCGUUCUAAUCUAAAAUAAAAACAUUCUUUGUAUGCUGAAGCAAUCGAAAAAGACUGAAGCUUGCAGAUACAACCCGUACGAUCGCGCUCCCUACCGUUGCCUAGGCAAAGAAGAAGAUGCUCGCGAGGCGAUCCGCUUCUACAAAGCCUACGAGAAGUUCUCCAGAAUCUGCCACGACCCCAGUAACAGCGUUCAAAUCAGCCUCCAGCCAGGCAGCGUUAUUUUCAUCGACAAUUUUCGAGUACUCCAUUCGAGAGCCGAGUUUCAAGUGGGAACUCCGGACAGAGUUUUUGGAAACACAGUAUUUCAGGGCCACCGUCAAAUGUGCGGUUGUUACCUCUCAAGAGACAACUUCUACGCAAAAGCUCGUCCAUUCCUACCUGAAGAAAUACGGAGAUAUGUCUAA
Molecule: messenger RNA, 1775 nt
Organism: Caenorhabditis auriculariae
Lineage: Eukaryota; Metazoa; Nematoda; Chromadorea; Rhabditida; Rhabditidae
Source: the annotation of a GenBank genome assembly